This is a messenger RNA of Trichomonas vaginalis G3, 888 nucleotides long. RefSeq lists its product as uncharacterized. Lineage: Eukaryota; Parabasalia; Trichomonadida; Trichomonadidae. The transcript has a single exon. The annotation marks the transcript as partial. The record is from RefSeq and is a predicted model, not a curated record.
UUAAAAAUGCAAGUCAGAAAUAUUCAGAACAUAGCACCGAGUCUAACUGACAAGAGUAUAAAGAUAUACUAUGAACACGUUAUGAUGAAACCUACCAAAAUUCAAGAAAGUCAGUAUACUUAUGAAUAUCCAAGACACUGGGUAGAGUAUGUAGGAGGUGAGAAAGCUAUUGAAAUAAGACAAGUUAGAAGUAUUCCAGCAGGAAGAACAAUAUUAUUGAAGAACUUUAAUGUUUUGAGGUAUAAUGAUGAAACAAAGAAGCAAGAUAGUUUUCCUGUUGCUGUGUAUGUGAACCUAGACACAGGAGAUGACAUGAAAGUUUUUAACACAAAGCUUCAAACGGUAGUGAGAGAACAACUGACUGCGGAAGGACAUCCAUUACCUUCAGAAGUUACCAUAGUAUAUAAUUUUGAAACAAAUGCAAUAGAUUUUAAAGUCGUCUCUGCAAAGAAGUCAGGAUUUACAUUUAAUGAAGCAGAUGUAUAUUCGAAUGAAAACUUCAAAGCUAUUGCAUGGUUAGAUAAUGACGAUUGCUUUAAGAAAAUAUUUAAAUUCAGUGACUCAAAGAUGUCAAUAGAUGACCUUCGUGGAAUGUUACCAUCGACGUUUACAGUAGAAGGUUCAGCAGGAUUGCUUACAAGAUUGUCAAUUGGUGGUAUUUGGUCUCGUGAGAACAUUGUUAUAAAAUCCAGUAUAAGUGAAUUUGCUGAAGAAUCUAUAUUAUGUCUUUCAAACUACAUGUAUUCGCCGCCGAAGCAUUAUAGUAUAACAAACUUUGUCAGUAAGUUUAACAUAAGACUUGUCGAACCUUCUUCAAUGAAAGAUGUUGUGCUACCUAAAGAUGGAAAGGAUGGACUCAUUAUUGAGAUGAUUUUAAUAGCAUAUUAA